UGCAUACAUUAAAUGUUCCAGAGCAUACGUUUCCUUUGCCUAUCAACGAGGUCAAUUUUGCUUCCACACGACUCGGAAUUGACAUCUUGACGUCAUAAGGGCUCAUGAGCUUCAAAAGCGGAUGAAAUAAGGACUUGAUUUGGUUGUUUGAAGAAAGGAAUUGUUGUCGAUCGAAAAGAACAGUGCUCAAUGGUUUCUUUCAUAAAGCGGUUAGCCUCGAAAUACGCCUGAAGGGAGAACUCGGCGAACUAAAAAAACACAUCAAUGUGUGGAUAAAUUUCAAACCACAAGAUUGUUUAUAUGACCUAGACAACAAGUGAUGCAAGAUUUUUUCAGGGGAAAAAUGAACUUCAGAAUAUACAUUUUUUGCCUGUUCAUAACACUUAUAUGUGGUAAGGAACUGCUGGAAGGGCAAUACAGAAGACUACCAAAUGCCUUUGCUGUUGUUGGAAGAUGUUUUGAGUAUAAUUUGCCCCCCUGGGAUGGCAGCCAACAGCAAUAUAAGGCUGUAGAAAAAGGUAAAACAGUGUUACCCAAAUGGCUGUGGUUUGAUGAAGCCAGUUACAAACUUCUUGGUGUACCAUUAUGGCGUGACAAAGGAACAGUUCAAGUUCAAAUCCAGACAAAACAUGGGGACAGAAAAACAGAAUUCUCAAUCACUGUUCAAGAUUUGCAUACAGUGUUGGAGAACAGGUCCAUCAUGUCAAAUGAGACAAAGAUUCCAUCCUUUGUAGAACCCAAAUGCCCCAAUGGACUCUCUGUGGCUGUUGCUACUGUCCAGUUUGAUCUGCAUAUAGAUAAGCUCCAUGGAGAGGACAGAAUAAAUCUUAUGAGAAAGUUGUCUGACUUUGCUGACGUAGGCACACUGGAGUUGCAUAUGGCAGUCGGAAAAGGACACAGCACAGCAUUUGGGUUGAAAGAUGUUAUGACCAUCACAGCAGGGCCAGGAAAUGUGGCAGAUUCCAAACAGCCGGGUGUGGUGGUUUCUUGGAAAAUUGGCUGCGGAAUUGACUUGUCAGGAAUGUAUGUGACCUCACUCUUAAAGUCCAGUUCUGAGCAUGGGUCAUUUAAACAAACCUUGAAGGCACCAGUCAGCGGGUGGCAUAUUACCACUGGACGGCCUAAAAUUCAGCAGAAAAGGGUACGCAGACAAGCUGCCAAUCUUAUGCCAACUCCAACUUGGACCGACACGAUGCCAACUCCAACAAGCAUGGCAGCUCCACCAACCAUUUCAGUUACACGCACUACAAUAGCUCCAACACCAACAAUCAAUGUUGACACAGGAGCACCUAGACUUCUUAGAACAAUCCCCCCUAUAACUUUUUUCUUAGGGAUGGAAGUUCGCUACAUGAUCCCAGAGGACACAUUUUAUGAUGACUGGGAAGCUGUGUUCACUAGAGAUUUGCGGCUGGAUAUGAGGUAUUUUAAUGGAUCACUUCUAAGUGAACUGCCACCUUCAUCGUGGAUAUUCUUUGAUUCAAGCACACAAGAAAUUUAUGGCAUGCCCUUUGGUAUUGACUUAAAAGGAUCAUACCACUUUGUUAUCAGGGCUGCAGACAAAGCUGGAAAUAUUGCUUCAUUUAACAUUACUGUGGAAGUAUCAGAUCGAGCCUUCUUUUACAAUUAUCAGUUUACAAUUGUCCUGGACUACAACUAUGAGGAAUUCGUGAAUAAUGUGAAUAUUCGUCUGCUGUUGAUGAAGAAAUUAGCAGGCUAUUAUGGUAAUACCAAAUCAAUGCUAUAUGUGUCAUCCUAUACAUACAAGCAAGGCUAUCUUUUUCUCACCUUCCAUUUUAAGUUGACAACUGCAGAUUGUAAUAGUUUGGAAUUGAAGCGUCUUGUGGAUGGCUUUGGUAAAAGCAAACUGAAUCCUGAAUUUCAGAAACAUCUUCUGCCAGAAUUUGAUAUCAAGUACAACUAUCAUGGAGGUGUUGGGCCUUGUAAAGCAACCCCACCCCCUGGGUCUAACACUUCACCUGUAGUGAACCAAGCACUUGGGCAGCUGAAAAUAGAUUUGGGACAAGGAAUGCGCUACAAGAUUCCAUGGAACACAUUCUAUGACAAGGAAGACCAUUACACACCCAGUUUAACCCUUGAAUUAAGAACCAAAGACAACAAACCCCUUUCAUCAUCAUCCUGGAUAAAUUUAGAUGCUUCUCAACAAGAAAUUUAUGGUCAACCUAUUGAUUUAAGCUUGCUUGGAUUACAGGAGUUUCGUUUGGUUGCCACUGACAGUGGUGGACUGGAAGCAUUUACUAGUGUGAAGCUGUUAGUUUCAGAGGAUACCAACCAUUACAAUCACGAGUUUAGUAUUGUUCUCAAAGGAGAGUUUCACUCUUAUGAAAACAUGUCUAAAAAUGUUGAAAUCAGGGUUUUGCUGUUAGAAGCAAUAGCGAAAUACUACAACCUGAACCUCGGACAGGUACGCAUUGUCAAAUACCAAAAGGGCCCAUCUUUUCAUUUUAGAUUUGAUUCUAUUCCAUAUGACGACUGUGCAAAUGCUCUUUUACAAAGAAUUAUCAAUGGAUUCUGGAAAAGUAAGGAGAUAAACCCAGAAUUUGUAAAAGCCCUUGGCAAAGACAGUUACCGUGUAGACACUGGCUACUACUUUGUCACAGGACCCUGCAAAAAUCUCAGUCCUGCAGUUACAGGGGCAGGACCAAAGGGUGACCGUAUCAAAAAAGAAAUGUAUCAAGGGCAAGCACUUUACUUCCACAUACCAUAUAAUACGUUCUAUGAUGAGCAGGACUUCUAUACACCCAACCUAAACCUGAGCUUAAGAACAGCGGAGGAUCCAUCAUCCAAUUGGAUUUACCUUGACACCGAAAAACAAGACAUUUACUGUUUACCCAUAAGCAUCAGCACAGUGAAGAGACAUAGAUUUAAACUAAUUGCAACAGAUAGGGAUGGAAUGGAGGGAGAUCCUGACUUGAGAAUAACGGUGAAAGAGAAUACAGAUAACUUCAACUACACAUUCUCUAUCCGUAUUGAUCACUAUUCAGAAUUUAAGGAUGAUGUUGUGAUGUUGAUUCAGUUGCUGGAAAAAAUUGCCUGGUAUUAUGGAUGGAACUAUCAAAAUAUGAGAGUCUUCAGCCAAGAAUCUGAGGGUUUUUUCACCUUUGGAUUUGAUACCAUUCUGAACAAAUGUGAUGGUGAAGUCUUUCAAAAGGUGAAAGAUGGGUUUUGGGAAGGUACAAAGCUGAAAACUGAAUUUAAGGAUGCCCUACUUCCGUUCCAAGUAACUUCAGGAUUUUACACUUGUAAGAAUUUGUGCUCUUGCAACUCACCACCAGUAGUAAUAAACCCCAUCAACAGCCUGUCAGUGUUUGAAGGACAAGCCUUGAAGUUUCUCAUCCCAGGAGAGACCUUUUACGAUGAAGAAGAUAAAUACACUCCGAAUCUGAAGUUGGAAUUAAAAAUAGAAAAAGAUGAAGAGCGCACAUCUUCAUGGAUCCUACUUGAUAACUUGCCAAAACAACAAAUAACACUGCUGCCAAUUGACAAGAACACAAUUGGAACACAUAAGUUUGAACUGAUAGCAAGAGACUCGGAAGGUUUGGAAGGUCGGGAUGAAAUUGAAGUGAAUGUGUUGGAUGACAGAAGGACAUAUUACCACAUGUUUACACUCAAAAUUGAAGAUGGAUCAGCUGGGGAUGAUGUCAGUGCUAGAGUUCGUUUGGUGGAGUUGCUUGCUAACUACUUCAGGGUGGACUUCAAAAACGUCCGUGUUCGCAGUUAUGGCUUAUGGCCAGCUGUUGAAACCACUUUCCAAUUUGUCCAGACCAACUUAAAGUGUGACAAUCCAGAAUUGCGAGAGUGGAGAGCCAAGUUUAUGGAAAAUGGACAGUUACCUACAGACUUCAUUAAUGAACUUAGCCCUGACUUCCGAGUUGUGUCUGGGUCAUUCAAACUUUUGGAUAUCUGCAGCCCAGUGCUACCAAUAGGAGUUAAUAAUACUGUGCCUGAAUUAUACAACCACAUUGACCGUCUCAAUGUAUACCAGGGACAGGGUCUACGAUUUUUUAUUCCAAAUGACACUUUUUUUGACAAGGAAGAUUUGCUUACACCAAAUUUGAGGCUGGAAAUGCUGGCAAUUGAUGGUAAUGCCCUUCUUCGCACAUCUUGGAUCCUCCUCAAUUCUUCUCGGCACGAAAUCUAUGGUUUACCUUCUAAUAUCAAAACUAUUGGGUUACACGAGUUUUUGCUGGUGGCAGCUGACAAGAAAGGAAGUAAGGCUUAUGAUGCAUUUGAAGUAAGAGUGCUUGAAGACACAGUACUGUACAACCACAAGUUUAAUAUUUUGAUAGACUAUGACAAUAUUACCUUCAUGGAUAAUGUUGGAAUAAGGGUUGUCUUGUUGGAAAAGAUAGCAGAUUACUUUCAAGUGAACUUCACCAGUGUACGAGUGGCUGACUACACCCUUGGAGUUCUCUUUUCCUUCUAUUUCGAUUUCAUUCCUUUUGAAGACUGCUCCAAUUCUUUGUUGACAGAACUUAUUGAUGGAUUUUGGUUUGGCUCAGAUCUAACUCCACAGUUUGUAACUGCAUUAGGUCCAGAAUACAGAAUCAUAUCUGGAUCUUUUGAGAAGCUUCCACCUUGUAGUCGUAUUGGACCAGAGUUUGAUGAAACAAUUGGUGACCGUCCUGGAGGAAUAUGGUGGACUUAUGCAAUCAUACCUGCCAUUGUGCUUGCUAUUGUUCUCCUUCUGAUUGGGUGCUGUGUGUUGAUUUUCAUGGGAUGUUGCAGAAAGCAGAAACUCACAGGCGCAGAGAAAACAACUUUUAUUUACAAGCGAAAGCCAGUUGUUCUUCAGGAAGAGUAUGAGAUCAAGGAACAACUAUUGAAGCAGCCGAUUGUCUUGCCAAACGAAAAACCACCGGUACCCCCUAUGUAUCCCCGCAGCCCUGUCCUAAGUGGUGACAGAACCCCACUCCUGAUGGAGGAAAUGAAGUCAGUACCUUACCAAGCACCAACAUUUCUGUCUAGUAGACAAAUGUCAAGUGGUGGUGGCUGUGGAAAUUCAGGAUUUGUGGCUAGUGGUGGUGGUGGAGGAGGAGGAGGAGGAGGUGGCUUCAGUGCAGUUAGUGGGGCUGCUGGAGGAGGAGGUGGUUUCAGUGCUGUUAGUGGGGCUGCUGGAGGAGGAGGUGGUCUUAAAGGCACAGGAGGUGGUGGUAGCAGUGCAACUUUUGGUGCUGGAGGAAGUGGCAGUGCAGGUGGUGGAGCUGCUGUGGGAGGUAGCAGUAUGUCUGGUGGUGGUGCAGGAGGAGCUGCUGGUGCUGGUGGAGCAAGUGGUGGUGGUGCAGGAGGGGGUGCAGGAGGUGGGGCUGUCAGUUUUAGUAUGGCCUCUGGUGGUGGUGGAAGCAGUUUUAGGCAAACCUCGUACAGCUACAGUUACAGCAGCAGUGGAGGCAGUGCAUCCAGUGGAAGUCGUAAGGUAGCCUAUGCUGGCUACAGACUACCUCCAGCUUAUGUGCCACCAUGAGCUUAAAAGAAGAGACCUGUCUUGCAUUCUGAACAAUUGAAAUUGCAUGCUGAAAAGACAGGCAUUUAAUUGGGUAGCUAAAAAAGUAAUUUGUUAGAAAGUUUUUGUGAAAAAACUGAUGGUGGAAAAUUCUUACCAACCAAAGCAUGUUUGCAAUUUACAGUAAGUUUGUGAAAUAUGGAGAUAAUCUGCAAAGCAAGAAAGAAGAAAGCUUAAAAACCUCACUUCAGGAAUGCUGCUUAUUAUUAGGAACGUGAAUCAACAAGGACAUUGAAUGUUUCCAAUGUUUGUAUAUCUGUUGACUGUGUUGCAUUGGUAGCGAAGUAAUUAACACUGGUUAUUUAAUGAGGAAACAACUCACAAAUGUGAAUAUCCUGUAGUGUGGUAUUCACUGUAAGUGAUUUUAAGGUGAAUAAGAGUGCAAGGGUGCUUAUUUUAGCAGGGUUGAACUUUAACUCCAAGAUUUGAUUAAUUUGUAUUUCUCCCUUCUGACUUCUAUACAAUUCUUUGAAAUUUGUUGAGAGAAUUUGCUCUCAUAUCAAGGAAACACUCUUAAUUUGAUAUAAUUGUAUAUUCUCUUGACACACUCAGUCGGAGAAUGUUAUGCAAGUGUGAGGAGAAAUUGUAUGUCAAUCACUCUUUGGAGUUAAAGUAACUGCUAAUUGAAGUUCUCUUUGGAAACUGGUAUUUGCAACUGUUUGCUCUUAAGGAGUGAUAUCAAUAAGAACUUCCAACAAGAAUUUGUUUUCUAUAGACUGUUAUUUAUACAUGGUGUAGAAUUUCUUGGUUUGGUUUGGUAGGAUGUAGAUAUUUUCAGUUGAUUAAUACAAGUUUACAGUUAAAAUUGAAAGAGUCAAAGCCUAAAAAUAAAAUUUCACUUUUCGAAGUUCAAGUGUGUUAACAAAAUUUGAAAUUUAUUUUUUGUAGAAAAAAUGUAUAGAAGAAAGUCUUGCGUGGCAACAUAAUUGUCUGACUUGAACAGAUUCUCAUACUGCCCAGCAGGUGUAGUUAUCAGUUGUAUUUACCAAAGGGCCUGUCAUUGACCAACUUCAUGGAAGUCGUUAAUUUAUUUGACGUUCAAAGAACAUUUUUUAGCUCAAAGACAACCAGUGAAGGAAAUCAAUUUGUAUGUUUUGAUAAUGUGUAGGACUAUUCUUUCUUUGUGUAAUUUUUUUGUUUUAAAAAAUAGAUAUAAUUUCAAAUGUAGUGCUGUCUUAACAAAUCGAAGAAGACUAUCAGGUUUUUUGGAUCUGAACUUUGUGAUUUACAUCUGAACUGACUGCACUGUGAAACAAAAAAUAAUAGAGUCAGGCGUGCCAUUUUAUCGGCGGUGGGUUGUGAAUUAUACUAUACUUGUUACUAUGUUAAUAAUAUGUACAACGAUGGAACUGUUAUAACCAUUUCAUGACAGUUAUAUUUCUGCUUUUUUUUUCUUUUAUGAAUUUUCAGAUAUUGUUUUGUCUAUAAGAAGUUUUUUCGCAGUAUGGUUCCUGAUUGUAUGUUAAGUAUUUAAAAGCAGACUGUUCUGGUAUUGUCUUAAUUGAUUUAAAACAUUAAUCGGAUUGUUUCUGAAUAUGUUGAAAACCGUAAGAAGUAGAUUAUUUGUACCUUUUGGUAAAAGCUUGUUCGAGCCUUUGCUUGUAAAUUUAAUUUGAACUUUAAACGGUUCACUGAGGUGAAAAAGUUCUUACGUUUCAUUUAUAACUUCAGCUUUUGGGAAUGCUUUGUCUACGACAAUUUUGGGGAAAAAAAUAAACUUCGAAUGUUUAAUGUA
This is a messenger RNA of Stylophora pistillata, 7256 nucleotides long. RefSeq lists its product as uncharacterized. Gene Ontology annotation, biological process: axon guidance; muscle attachment; nerve development. The record is from RefSeq and is a predicted model, not a curated record. NCBI's taxonomy places the organism in Eukaryota, Metazoa, Cnidaria, Anthozoa, Scleractinia, Pocilloporidae. Gene Ontology annotation, cellular component: dystroglycan complex; sarcolemma; dystrophin-associated glycoprotein complex. Gene Ontology annotation, molecular function: laminin binding; calcium ion binding.